This is a messenger RNA of Bipolaris zeicola 26-R-13, 399 nucleotides long. RefSeq lists its product as uncharacterized. NCBI's taxonomy places the organism in Eukaryota, Fungi, Ascomycota, Dothideomycetes, Pleosporales, Pleosporaceae. The transcript has a single exon. The annotation marks the transcript as partial. The record is from RefSeq and is a predicted model, not a curated record.
AUGCCACUCCGCAUCCAGUUUCCAGUGACAGGUCAGGAGAAGACCAAGGAAUCUAUAAGGAAAUUGAUAAAUGAUGGGCAAUUCCAGGCUGAAGUGGUGGAAAGAUCCUUUCGAGUUUUCUUGCAUGAAGAUCUUCCCGAUCACUGGAAAUUACAAUUCGAUCUCUUAGUUGUGUUGAAGUUCGUCUUCGACCGCAUCAAACCAAGAGGUGUCACUGUGAUCUUUCCAAAUAGGCCACUACGUUACCCGGCUGGAGAUACCGAAGCUCUUCUCAAACUAGCGAGGAUUGAGACUCUCCAUCAAGGGGUCCAACUGUGGACUGAGUAUCUAGCGCAAACCGGCAGCUUGUAUCUUGAGAAUUCCAACUGGCAGAGUGCUUUCCAGAAAACGCGCGAAGGC